CUCAAGUAUUCCCCCCAUAAAUAUUGCAAUGGCAGUUUCUUCGCUUCUAUCCAUCAUCAUCUUCUUCUUCUUGUUUAUAAUAUUUGUCGAUGGCCAAUGCCUCGAUGAUCAAAAAAAGUUGCUACUUGAGUUGAGGAGCGAAUUCAAAUUCAGUUCCACGCUUGCAUGUGGUUUUGGGAUUUGGAAUGAGACAGGUGAUUGUUGCGAAUGGUACAGCGUGGAAUGUGAUGACUCGGGGCACGUUAUCAGUUUGCACCUCGACUGGGGCAUCUCCGGCAGAAUUGGUGAGUCGUCAGCCCUUUUUCAGUUGACAUACUUGUCGGAGAUUAUCCUCUCAAACAAUGACUUCACCACAACUCAGAUUCCUAACCAAUUCCAUCAUCUCCCUAAUUUGGCAUACCUUGAUUUGGAAAACUCUGGUUUCAUGGGACCAAUUCCAUCCACGUUGGCCAACCUAACUCAGUUAGUUGGACUCUACUUAAAUAAUAACUUCCUCACUGGUUCAAUUCCUUCAUUUCAUAACUGCAAGAAUCUUAAAAUUAUAGGCCUUAGUCAUAAUAAUCUAAUGGGCUCACUUUCUGACUUGCAUUUUAAAGGUCUUCAAAACCUUUCUAGUAUAGAUUUAAGCUACAAUUCGUUGAAUGGCACCAUUCCUCUCCAUCUUUUUGUUCUGCCUUCAAUUGAUUCUCUUAUUCUAUCCAACAACCAAUUCAGUGGACAAAUCAAUGAAGUAGUUCCCAUUAUAAAACACUCCAACCUUAAUAUCCUAGAUUUGGGUAGUAAUAGGAUAGGAGGUCCUAUUCCUAACUUCUUCUUCCAGCUUCGAAACUUAUCAGAUCUCAGGCUUCCCGACAACUUGUUCAAUGGAACUUUUGAACUGAAUAAGAUUCAAAGUCUGACAAGUCUUUUUGAACUUACACUUUCUAACAACAACCUGUCAGUUGACACAACUAACAUGAGUUCAAGUUCCUAUAAUUUAAUAGGGUUGCAACUGUCAUCUUGUAAUUUAUAUGAUUUCCCAGAUCUUAGAAAUGCAUCCAGUUUGUUUGUUUUGAACCUCUCAAACAAUCAUUUGCGAGGGGAUAUUCCUAGUUGGAUUUGGGAAACCAAAAAGACCUAUUUGGACCUUUCUUUUAAUCUUCUGACAGGUUUGAAAAAGCCUCCAAUCUCUUCAAAUUUCAUUGAUUCUACUGUCUUGCUCGCAAACAAUCGACUAACUGGAAUGAUUCCAUCCUCCUUCUGCAAUGCAUCUUUUUUUCGUGAUCUCGACUUUUCAUUCAAUAACUUGAGUGGUAGCAUUCCUCCUUGCCUAAUAAAAAAAAAUCUUGUGAGUCAAGUGCUCAAUCUUAGGGGAAACAAAAUCAGUGGUGUUAUCCCCGAUCAAUUUUCUAGUGGGUGUGACCUAGAAACCUUUGAUGUUAGUAACAACAACUUAGGCGGGAAGGUUCCUAUGUCUCUGGGAAAUUGCACGAGCUUACUGGUGAUGAAUGUUGCAGACAACAACCUUGAGGGUAGUUUCCCUUGCAUGUUGUCGUUUAGCUUGCGCAUCCUUGUCUUGCGCUCCAACAGAUUCCAAGGAGACUUGAGAUGUAGUAAGAGUUGGCCCGAUCUUCAAAUUCUGGAUAUAUCUUCAAAUAGUUUCAGUGGCCAUUUGAAUUUGCUAAACUUCUCGAGUUUGAGAGGAAUGAUGCUAGAGAAUUCGACACAUCUCAAUCGCUCAAACUCUCAUUUUCUAGGUGAUGAUGGUUUUCCAGGUGCUGAUAUUUACUACCAUAACGAGGUGACAUUAACGGUCAAGGGAUAUGAGGAGAAGAUUGUGAAGAUUUGGCCUGACUUUACAUGCAUUGAUUUGUCUUCCAAUCAUUUUGAAGGAGAAAUACCAGAUGGAAUUGGUAAUCUCACCUCACUCUAUCUUCUCAACUUAUCCCGCAACUCUCUCACUGAUGAAAUCCCAAGAUCAUUGGGUGCCUUGGCAGAGCUUGGAUCGCUCGACCUCUCUUCAAACAAGCUCACCGGGAGAAUUCCAGAUGAGCUUGCCAAACUCGAUUUCCUAUCAUUCUUGAAUGUGUCUUACAAUCAUCUCACUGGACCGAUCCCAACUGGCCGCCAGUUUCAAACGUUUUCGGCAGAUUCAUUUGAAGGAAACGCAGGGUUAUCUGGAUUCCCACUCAACGGAAGUUUCAACAACCGUGGUCCACCCGGUCCAUCACCAUCAGAGGAUUCAAAAUCAAAAGAUGAUGAGAUUGAGUGGGAAUAUGUGUUUGUUGCGUCUGGUUAUGUUGUGGGAAUAGGAAGCGUCGCGUGGACACUGUUAUGCUGCAGAAGGUUGAGAGAAAGAUACUUUGAGAAGAUAGAAGAGGUUGCUGACAAGAUAUUUUAUGAGAUUGGAAGGAGAAAGAGACAUGAAAGAAGAGUAAGGAUAAGAGAGGAGAGAAAUGCAGUUAGAAGAAGGCAUCAUCAGUGAGGUUGAGCAAUUUGGUUUGUGUUUAAUUAGCAUAAGAAAUUUGAUGUAAAACUUUUCUAUUAGCAUUGUGUGAUUGUGUUUUUGUAAUAUGACUCUUAUUUUAUAAAUAGAUCAAACAAUUUGAUUGUGUACUAA
Molecule: messenger RNA, 2599 nt
Organism: Salvia hispanica
Lineage: Eukaryota; Viridiplantae; Streptophyta; Magnoliopsida; Lamiales; Lamiaceae
Product: receptor like protein 26-like
Molecular function (GO): protein binding
Source: RefSeq, a predicted model, not a curated record